CGGGAGAGGAAGCAACGUGCGACAACCCCCGAAGGCGCAGAGGAAGAAGAAAUCGAUAGAGAGAACAUGACCAUGUCGGAUCUAUGCAAGGACCUUAAGAUUGGACGGCCAUUCAGCAUGCAUGGCGAGAUAAAAGCUCGACAAAUGAAGAAGAAGGCAGAUCUAGCCCGCGCAAAAUUACGAAAGGACCAUCCAGAGCUGAUCCCUCUCAUGGAUGCCGAGGACAAUGCUGCAUCUGGGGAGGCUGGCGAAGUGGGGGAAGCUGGGCCAUCGGGAACAAAUGCAGCUCAACCAGCAACACUAGAAGUACAAGAAGUACCAGCACCCGCUGGACCGCAAAUGCGAAUCAUCGACGGCCAAAUUGUCAUGGAUGAACGCACCCUACAAAUCGAUCGACAGAAGAAUGCCCAAGCCCAGCGACUGGAGAUGACGGAGGUCGAAGAGAACGACUUCACCCGAGUUAUCACCUCAGGAACCUGGAUGAAGAUGGAACGUUCUCAAGUUUGGGACCAUGCAGCCAACCAGCUCUUCUACGAGUGCCUGCAAGCACAUGGCACCGAUUUUGAGAUGAUAGCCAGCUACUUCCCGCACCGCAACAGACGACAAAUCAAGCUAAAGUUCAACAAAGAAGAGAGAAACAACCCACACAAAAUUACAAAAGCCAUGACGCAACCCAAGAAACCUAUCGAUCUCGAGCACUUCCAGAAGUUGUCUUCGAUUCAGUUGGUGGAUGUUGCAGAUAUUGACAAGGAGAGAGAGGAGUAUGAUCAAGAGCAAAUGGCGGAGCAAAGCAAGCAGGAAGCUGCCAGGGCUGAGGACACGAGGAAGAAGAAGGAAGCCAUCCAAGCUACUAGUGCUGCUGCU
Molecule: messenger RNA, 864 nt
Organism: Hyaloscypha bicolor E
Lineage: Eukaryota; Fungi; Ascomycota; Leotiomycetes; Helotiales; Hyaloscyphaceae
Exons: 1
Biological process (GO): RNA polymerase III preinitiation complex assembly
Cellular component (GO): transcription factor TFIIIB complex
Molecular function (GO): TFIIIC-class transcription factor complex binding
Source: RefSeq, a predicted model, not a curated record